AUGUUGCGUGUCAUCAACAAGACAAACGUAGCAGCACGCAGAGCAGCAACACCAGCUAUUCUCAAAACUGGAGUCAGAGCUUUCGCUGCAUCAACAAAUGUCAAGGAAGAAGUCGAAGUUUUCAUUGAUGGAAAGUCAGUUAUGAUUGAGCAGGGUGCUGCCUUAAUUCAAGCUUGUGAAAAGGCUGGUGCUGAUAUUCCUCGUUUCUGUUAUCAUGAACGUCUGUCAAUUGCUGGUAACUGUCGUAUGUGUCUUGUCGAAGUCGAGCGUGCACCCAAGCCAGUUGCUUCUUGUGCUUAUCCCGUCAUGCCUGGUAUGAAGGUUAAGACCAACAGUCCUUUAGUCCACAAAGCUCGUGAAGGUGUUAUGGAAUUUUUGCUCUACAACCAUCCUUUAGAUUGUCCUAUUUGUGACCAAGGUGGUGAAUGUGAUCUUCAAGAUCAAAGUAUGCGUUAUGGUUCUGAUCGUGGACGUUUUGCUGAACCUAUGGGUAAGCGUUCUGUCGAGGAAAAGAACUUUGGCCCUCUCAUCAACACUGAGAUGACUCGUUGUAUUCAAUGUACUCGUUGUGUCCGUUUCGCUAACGAAGUUGCUGGUGCUACUGAACUCGGUACCAGUGGUAGAGGUAACGAAAUGCAAAUCUCCACCUAUAUCGAAAAGACAAUUGAUUCCGAGAUGUCUGGUAAUGUCAUCGAUCUUUGUCCUGUUGGUGCUCUGACCUCCAAGCCUUACAAUAUGAAGGCUAGACCUUGGGAAUUGAAGAAAUACGAGACUAUCGAUGUUUCUGACGCUAUUGGAUCCAACAUUCGUCUUGAUACCCGUGGUGUUGAAGUCAUGCGUAUUCUCCCCAGAUUGAAUGAGGAAAUCAACGAGGAAUGGAUCUCUGACAAGACUCGUUUCUUCUAUGAUGGUCUCAAGGUACAACGUCUUACUACUCCUUUGAUUCGUGAUGGUGAUCGUUUCGUUCCCUCUUCUUGGGAAGCUGCCUUGAAGCGUGUUGGUCAUGAACUCGCCAACACCAAGGGUAACGCUGCCAAGGCUGUUGCUGGUCACCUUGCUGAUGCUGAAUCCAUGGUUGCUCUCAAGGAUCUCUUCAACCGCAUUGGCUCUGAGAACUUGGCUAUUGAUGCUCCUAACGGUUCCAAGCCCCUUGCUGUCAAUGCUGAUUUCCGUUCCAACUAUACCUUGAACUCUACCAUCGUCGGUGCUGAAGAAGCCGAUGUUGUUCUCUUGAUUGGCUCCAACCCUCGUCAUGAAGCCCCUAUCUUGAACACUCGUUUCCGUAAAGCAUGGCUCCACAAUGGUCAAGAUCUCGGUUUGAUCGGCCAAGCAGAUGAUUUGAACUACGAAUACGCCCACAUUGGUGAUAGCUCCAAGGAUAUUGAGAAGAUUUUGGAUGGAUCUCACCCCUUCGCUAAGCGUCUUGCCGAAGCCAAGAAGCCCAUGAUUGUUGUUGGCUCCAGUGUUAUUGAGAACUCCAAGGACAGUGAAUACCUCCUUUCCAAGGUCUCUGAGCUCUCUGACAAGUUCAAGAACACCUUGUUCCAAGAUGGUUGGAACGGUGUCAACAUUUUACAACGUGCUGCUGGUAGAACUGCUGCUUACGAAGUCGGUUUUGUCCCUACAUCCACUGAGGCUGCUGCUGAGCCCGUCAAGUUCCUUUAUCUCUUGAACGCUGAUGAGAUUUCUGCUGCUGAUGUUCCUAAGGAUGCCUUUGUUGUCUACCAAGGUCAUCACGGUGAUGUUGGUGCUCAAUAUGCCGAUGUCAUUCUCCCUGGUGCUGCUUUCACUGAAAAGAACGCUACAUUUGUCAACACUGAAGGCCGUACACAAAUCACUCGUGCUGGUGUGAACCCUCCUGCUGCUGCUCGUGAGGAUUGGAAGAUCAUUCGUGCUUUAUCCGAAGUUGCUGGCCAUACACUUCCUUAUGAUGAUCUCUCUUCUGUUCGUUCUCGUCUUUCCGAUAUCAGUCCUGCUCUUACUCGUUACGAUGUCAUUGAAACACCUUCCAUCUCUCAAAUUGGUUUAUCUGCUCAACGUAAGCCUUCCGCACAAAGCUCAGGCGAAAUCUUGACUUCUGUCAUCAAGAACUUCUACCGCACAGAUCCCAUCUCUCGUGCUUCUAGCACCAUGGCUAAAUGCACAAAGGCCUGGGUAGCAGGAAAGGAUGUUGAGGCUGAACUCAAGAGUGUAGCUGCAUAA
Molecule: messenger RNA, 2202 nt
Organism: Mucor velutinosus
Lineage: Eukaryota; Fungi; Mucoromycota; Mucoromycetes; Mucorales; Mucoraceae
Exons: 4
Coding region: 1-2202 (733 amino acids)
Biological process (GO): ATP synthesis coupled electron transport; cellular respiration
Cellular component (GO): membrane
Molecular function (GO): NADH dehydrogenase (ubiquinone) activity; iron-sulfur cluster binding
Source: RefSeq, a predicted model, not a curated record